Myxocyprinus asiaticus (Chinese sucker) is the source of this 1557-nucleotide messenger RNA. Its product is annotated as testis-expressed protein 33-like. The record is from RefSeq and is a predicted model, not a curated record. The transcript has 4 exons. Bases 369 to 740 code for a protein of 123 amino acids. Lineage: Eukaryota; Metazoa; Chordata; Actinopteri; Cypriniformes; Catostomidae.
AAAUGUCAGUAACCGCUGGUAUGUGUCGGCGUCUCGGCGCGAUGAUUUAUUAAUGUCGACGCUAAGCGCAGGUUGAGUCUCACCCACAUGCCAACCAAAGCAGGCACGGACUUCCUCCCACUUGAACUAUAUUUUCAAAAGGUCUGCUAUUGUUUUUGUUUUGUUUUUCUCGCAGUUUUUAAUCGUCACUUGCUUUUGAAAUAACCUGUAAACAACAUUCACCCCGAAGAUUCGAAUCUGCAUUAUUUGUUUACUUGCACAAAGUUUGUUUCGGAGGUUAAUGCAGCUACCUCUGAAUUAGCUAGUUAUCUCUGGUUAUCGUGUUUAUUUAAAGAUAUAAGAAGGCUGGACCAAAGGAAUAUUUCAGGAUGAGCACUAACGACCAUUCAAAGGACGUAAACAGCAAGAACCAGGUGAGCAGAGUGCUCUGCCCGCAGGUUCCUCCGCUUUGUGCUCCACAUUACUCAGAUACAGGUUCAGUUUACACAGAUAAGCACAGAUCUUAUCGCAUGAUGGGCCACUAUCAGCGUGCAAACAUCUUCCCGGGGCCUCCUGUGGUGUGGUCAUCUCUGGUCAAGGAUUCAUAUGUUCGACAUCCCCCAUCAGCCUUUGUUCAUGAUCCAGAGCACUGGCACGGCCAUAAAACCGAUUACUUGGUGAAGUGGACAGAGCAGAACUUACUUGAGAAACAACUGCAUAAGCUGCUGAAGGAAAUGGAGGGCAAGGGUGUGUCCAAAUGAGCCUGACAUUUGUCACUUUUGAAAACCGCAGCAAAUAAACACCUUAUCACAAUUUCAGAAAAGCGUUAUAAUAACACCCACCCUGUUACUAUUGCUGCUCAGUCCAAAGGGACUUCAAAUACUGUGUGAGUUUACAAAGUUAAUGUAUAAGAUAGCAUCAUGAUGGUGCCGCAGAUGGCUGCCUCGGUGUGGAGCUCCUCAGUUCUUUUGUAGUUUUUGUUUGUUUGUCCUGUGUUUAGUAAUCUUUUUCCAGUCAGUUUUAACAGAGAAGAAAUGCUGAACAUUCAACAGCAUAUACCAGACAAUCUUUUCCUGGUUUUCGAAUAUUCAGACGUUUUGCUAGACAUUUUAGUUGGAGGCGCAGCUCUGCUGUUGAAGAGACGCAGGCGAGGGAGACGAGCCGGUGCGCUGGUCAAACUCCGUCGGCACGGAUUUCGAACAGCGCUGCCGAGUAUUCACUUAGCAAAUCUCCACUCUCUUCCUAACAAAACAGACGAACUACAUCUCACCCGCACAAACAAGGACUUUUCAACCUCUGCUGCCUUGUGCUUCACAGAAACCUGGCUGAGUGAAGCCAUUCCGGACAGUACGUUACACCUGCCUGGCUUCUAGCUGUUCAGAGCGGAUCGCAUCGCGGAAUUAACGGAGAAAACAAGAGGCAGUGGAACAUGCUUUUAUAUCAAUGAAAGUUGGUGUACAAAUGUAACAGCGUUAAAGAGGAUGUGCUGUCCUAAUUUGGAAGUGCUCUUUAUUAACUGUGAGCCUUUGUACUCGCUGCGGGAGUUUUCCUCGUUUAUUCUGGUGAGUGUGUACAGGU